AUGAAAAGUAAAUCUCCAACAUGCUCUUUACUUCAACAUGCAUAUUGUGGCUUACCUCUUUCUCUAGGUCGAAGAAGUAUCUCGAAGGUUGAGAAAAUAGACUCAGAAAUAAAGGAAAACAACUCUGUGUUUAAAGAAAUGAUCAACACAAUCCAGGAUUUGACUAAUUAGUGAGCAUAAGAAAGAAAAGAAAGAGACCAACUUUUUCUCAGUAAAUAUGGAAGAAUUUAUUCAAAAAGAGAAGAUCAAAAUCAAGAAGAGAAGAAGCGGAGAGCGGACUAGAAACAAGACUGUGUUUUCUUUUAAGUCCUCUAACAACGUGAUCACGAAGAUAACUGGCAAGAACAUCAUUACAAAGAAAGGACUGUUUUAUAAGAAGGACACUAAUCUUCUAAAGUCAAAGAUUAUUAUUGAUGUUCCCAGUAGAACAUGACGAAGAAAUAAGAGACCUAUUAUGGCAGGCAGGUCUUUCAGCCAGUUCUGAGAUAGCAUUGCUGCUAAGCCCAAGUCUAAUAAAAGCCUUAGAAAAGCCUCAAUCUUGAUUAAUAAUUUUGAUAAAGCUCCUCAAAUUGAGGAAGAGAAGGUUGAAGAUAAUAGUUCAAAGAGAGCUUUUAUUACAGAAAAUGAUAUCUCCUUCUCUCAACCAGAAUCAGUAGGCCCUCUUCUUGGAAUACCCCAACAGGAGAAUCAAAUCAGCAAUUACUUUUUGCCUCGAUCUAGAUCUGGAAAUCUUGGGCACCUGAAUAAAUUAUCAAUAGAGCCAGAUCAAGAAAGGAGUGUUCGAGAAUACGAGAAAGAACUUGAGACUAAGAUAAAAGAGGGUAGUACAACUUACAGCGCCUCCUUCAUCAGUGGGAGUCGGAAGAAAGCUCAGGACUUGCUCACAUGGUUAGACAAGAAGCUUAAGGUCUGUGAACCCAAGAUGAUUGGUCAUAAAAGAUUCAGGAAUUCAUCUAUGAUUAAAGACUCAAUGGUCUCUGUAAACAGUGUUGAUCUAACUGCGAAGGAAUUUAAAGAAAGGGAUGCUAAUACAGAUGAAAUCCUUUCCAUUUAUGAAGCCGGCUCUAAAGAACUAGUCAAGCAGGUUUCCAAGACGUGUUCCGAGAGAGGCAAGGUCAUUGAGAAGAUUUUCGCUGGUAUGAAAAAUUUGUAUCAGAAGUUCAAAAUAGACUAUAAGACGAAAGCCCGGGAGUAUAAGAAAAAUUAUGAAUCAAAAUUGCACCAACUUGUGUUUCAGCACAGAUCAUUGGUUGAGUACAAAGAAAGCAUUCAUGAAUCCCUUCAAAAUGAGUUUAAUAACAAACAGGAGGAACUAAAAGAGAUGACAGAUAGGCUUUCAGAUCUUCAGAGCAGAUUUGAUCAGUUAGAACAGGACAAAGAUUCUUGACAGCAAACCAUGGAAUUCCUUAAACAAGAAAGAGACCAAUUCAAGGACGACUCCAACUAUUACAAGUUCAGGGUUUAUGAGUUAAAGGAGAAGUAUGAGGAAGAGCAAUCUGAAGACUUAAUUUCUUCUGACAACGUCUACAGUCAGAUUAAGGAUAAAACAGAAAUACCUGAGGAGAUUACUCUUCCACAAAAAUACGUGUCUCAUAUAACAAGAUUGCAUGAACAACUAUUCGAUAAGAUACUAAGAAAGAUAACCAUGAACCCUUAUAAUUCAUUCAAUAUGAAUACUAGCAAGUCGAUCAUGGAGAAAAUGGAAGAGAUCAAAGAAAUUGCUAUUUCAAAUUUGAACAUUUAUUCUUUGAUGGCUCCAUAUAUCAAUAGGAAUAAAACUGUGCAAACUGAUGAAACCCCUACAACAACUGUGGGAACCCAACUACGAGCAUUCAAUAGCCCUAGACAUGUUAAAGGCUUCUCUGUAGAUGAGUUUUCUGAUAAUAGCUCUGAAAAAUCAAUUUUUAAUAGUCAAAGGAGACAUGCCAAAUCAGAAAUGACAAAGAUUCAUGAAUCUGGGAUCAAAGUAAAAAGUCAAGGUUUAAGAGAUAAGGUUGUACAUAACACAAAAUUAUCAGCCAAAUUAAAAAUUAUUAAAAAGAGAAAUGACAAACUUCAAAAAGAAAACGAGCAAAUGAAAACCCAAUUUAAUACAAAAAAAGCACAAAAAUCUAAAUAAACUAUA
Messenger RNA from Moneuplotes crassus, 2125 nucleotides. Lineage: Eukaryota; Ciliophora; Spirotrichea; Euplotida; Euplotidae. The record is from the annotation of a GenBank genome assembly.